Jaculus jaculus (lesser Egyptian jerboa) is the source of this 2645-nucleotide messenger RNA. RefSeq names its product programmed cell death 7 (gene Pdcd7). The record is from RefSeq and is a predicted model, not a curated record. Lineage: Eukaryota; Metazoa; Chordata; Mammalia; Rodentia; Dipodidae. The transcript has 5 exons. The coding region runs from base 1 to 1452 and encodes 483 amino acids.
AUGGCUCUGCCGCCCUUCUACCCUCCGGGUCGCGCGGGCCCGCCGCCCUCGCAGCCGCCGCCUUCCGCCGCCUUCGGCUGUCCGCCCCCGCCCCUGGCGUCCCCGGCUUUCCCGCCGUCUCUGCCCCAGCGGCCCGGCCCUUUCCCGGGGCCGGCGGCCCCCUUCCUGCAGCCUCCGCUGGCCCUGCAGUCCCGGGCGCCCGCCGAGGCCGCCCGCGGUGGCGGCGGCUUCUACCCGGGACCGCCGCCGCUGCCGCCGCCUCAGUGCCGGCCUUUCCCGGGGGGCGACGCCGCCGAGCGUCCUCGACCACCGCCUCCAGGCCCAGGUCCAGGGCCGCCCUGGAGCGCGCGCUGGGCUGAGGUGCCGCCGCCGCCGCCGCCCGACGCGCUCGGGGACGCGGCCCUGCAGCGCCUGCGCGACCGGCAGUGGCUGGAGGCGGUGUUCGGGAACCCCCGGCGGCCGGGCUGCCGCGCGCCGCCCCCGCGCUCGCCCGCGGGGCCCAGCCUGGGCGAGGUGCGCUCGCGGCUCCGCGCGGCGCUGCGCCUGGUGCGGCGGCUCCGCGGCCUGGCUCAGGCCCUACGCGAGGCCGAGGACGACGGCCCGGCCUGGCUCUCGCUGCACGCCCAGGUCGCGCCGUUGCGCGCCGAACUGGCCGAGCGCUUACAGCCGCUGACCCAGGCCGCCUACGUGGGCGAGGCGAGGCGGAGGCUGGAGAGGGUCCGGCGCCGACGGCUGCGGCUUCGCGACAGGGCCCGCGAACGCGAGGCCGAGCGGGAGGCGGAGGCCGCGCAGGCUACGGAACGCGAGCUGGAGAUCGACCGCUGGAGGGUGAAGUGCGUGCAGGAGGUGGAGGAGAAGAAGCGGGAACAGGAACUCAAAGCUGCUGCUGAUGGCGUCUUGUCUGAAGUAAGGAAAAAACAAGCAGACACCAAAAGAAUGGUGGAUAUCCUUCGGGCUUUGGAGAAAUUGAGGAAAUUGAGGAAGGAAGCUGCAGCAAGGAAGGGGGUCUGUCCUCCAGCCUCAGCGGAUGAGACCUUUGAACACCACCUUCAGCGGCUGAGAAAACUCAUUAAAAAGCGCUCUGAACUGUAUGAAGCUGAAGAGAGAGCCCUCCGAGUUAUGUUGGAAGGAGAACAAGAGGAAGAGAGAAAAAGGGAAUUAGAAAAGAAACAGAGAAAAGAAAAAGAGAAAAUUUUACUUCAGAAACGUGAAAUUGAAUCCAAAUUAUUUGGAGACCCAGAUGAGUUCCCUCUUGCUCACCUCUUGCAGCCUUUUCGACAGUAUUACCUCCAGGCGGAGCAUUCCCUUCCAGCGCUCAUCCAGAUAAGGCAUGAUUGGGAUCAGUACUUGGUGCCAUCCGAUCAUCCCAAAGGCAACUCUGUUCCCCAAGGAUGGGUCCUUCCCCCACUUCCCAGCAACGACAUCUGGGCAACUGCCAUUAAGCUUCAUUAGGAAAAAGGUUCCCGGAUAUGGUCCAGCAGCGCACAUCCCAGCCCUGACUGGUAGUGAUGCUGCCUGAUGCGGCAGCCUUCUGCAUGACUUCCAAACUCCAUGUGACACCACUUCACCCAAAGCUCUGCAUUCUUCUGUGGUCUGGCCUGGCCAAAGGUGCCUCUUGAAGCAGGAGAUUCAUAUGGUUCUUUAGGAAAGAGCUGAGGUGAACUGAGGUUGUUAGCAUAGUAGUGGACUUACUGCACCAAAUUUGCCUCUGUUUUGAGGGGCUUGGUCAGUGUGACCCUUUAACUUACUUGAGUCUUUGUUUAUUAAUGGGUAAGUACAUUCAACACACUCAAUUAUUCCAUAGAGGCGCACACUAGAUAGAUUUUUAGCAGUCCUUCCACUGGUGCUGAGUGUGAAAGCAAGCUUGGUGCAAAACCCUUUACCAUCCUACAUGGAGAGCCCUCUGAUUCCUGGAGUAAGGGUCAAAAGCUUGACCUCAGUGUUCUAAAUCCAGUGAAGUGCAGUUUGAGAGGCUGCUAGCUAGGAAAAUGGCAGUGGCUGUAGGAUGGCUUUUCAGGAGAGAUGACAGGCCUAAUGUUAAGCGUCACGGGGAGAAUGUGAACAACAUGAGAGUGCCUGUACCCAGAUUCAAUCAUGUUUGUUUGGUUUGGUUUGGUUUUUCAAGGUAGGGUCUUGCUGUAGACCAGGCUGACCUGGAAUUCACUAUGUAGUCUCAGGCUGGCCUUGAGCUCAAAUGGUCCUCCUACCUCUGCCUCCUGAGUGCUGGGAUUAAAGGUGUGCGCCACCACACCCAGUUUAAUCUUGUUUUAGUGGGCACUGACUGUGUUCUCAUGGUCCCCAUCUUGAUGAAAACACUGGGCUUGAAGUUCUGGAGUAUCUAGUUUAGAAUCUCCAGCAAUAGUUAAUGUUUACCUGUGGGAGCAGAACCUUAAUCUCAGUCACGUUUUAGGAGCAGUAAAGCUGUGGAAUUUUUUUAGGAGCUCAAGUUUCUAAAACAUCCAUGUAGUAAAAGUUGGAGAAAAGCAAAUAAAAAUGAUAAAUGUUUAUAAUCUUUAAUAAAUGCUAUUGUGCUUGGAGAUGACAGGCUGUAAUAUGUUAGGUUUACUUUUGUUGUUUCAUUUUGGGAUUUGCCGGUUAAUUUGUUAUUUAAUUUCCAAAAACUAAUAAAUACCAUUUUUAUUUUU